AUGCCAAAGGAACUCGCUCCAGCAAAGCUUGAAACAACAAUUCACCUUCAAAAGGCUGUCCACGGAACAACACGCAGAUUCCGUGCUGAGAGAGCUAUCAAAUUCAUCACAGCUGCAGCCAAGAAAAUGAUGCACACAGAAGUCGUUAAAAUCGACCCAGAACUUAACUCCCGCAUCUGGAUCCAUGGCAAGAACUGCCCACCAACACGCGUUCGUGUCGUUUUCGAGCGCAAGGCUGACGAGGAAGAUGCUGAAAAGAUGGUUACAAUUGCAUCCUACAAGAACGUUGCUUCCUUCAAUGGCCUUCAAACAACAAAGGUUGUUGAUCAGUAA
Trichomonas vaginalis G3 is the source of this 333-nucleotide messenger RNA. Its product is annotated as structural constituent of ribosome. Gene Ontology annotation, molecular function: structural constituent of ribosome. Lineage: Eukaryota; Parabasalia; Trichomonadida; Trichomonadidae. The record is from RefSeq and is a predicted model, not a curated record. Gene Ontology annotation, cellular component: cytosolic large ribosomal subunit; ribosome. The coding region runs from base 1 to 333 and encodes 110 amino acids. The transcript has a single exon. Gene Ontology annotation, biological process: cytoplasmic translation.